AGCUGUUCUGGCGGGAAGGGAGAACCAUACCAGAGGCUGAACUGACAGCAAAGGAACCGUUCUGGCGUUCUGAGAUGAUUGGGCUCACCAUUAUCCUUUCCUUUUGUCUUCAUUACACCUACAGUCAUACCGUGGCUCGUCAUUUUACACGAAUGGAAGAAUUAGAUGAUAAAGUUGGGAACAACUGGAAUCGGGAAUUGGCCUACGACACAUUUGUUGACUGUGCAGGACUUUGUUUUCAGAAUAAAACCUGCCAUAGUUUCUCCUUCUACUCCGGGGCGUGUUAUAUUCGUAACACAUACGAUGUCCACACAGAUAUCACAUAUCUGGGUUCCCCUGGAAUGAAGACGUUCUUGAAGAAAGCCGAAUGCGUCUCUCCAUACAGCCAGAUAGGAGACAUAUGCAUAUGGGUGUCCAGUUCCGCUCUGAAUAAUACAGCGGCAAGAUCGAAAUGUCAGAUGGACGGUGGAGACUUGGUGACCCUGCCAUCGCAUGGCAAAAUACAGCUCGUCAAAGACUUCAUGGCUGCAAAUGGUAUCGAUGUGGGCGGAAGACGCUCAAUUGGGGCCUAUCUGGAUGUGGCCAGUAUGAAGUGGAAUUGGGUGGAUGGAUCCGCACUAAAUGACUCAAGUCUUUGGUGUAACCCAGCUGAUGGAGUCUAUCCAUCAGAGUCGUGUAUACAGUUGGUGAACUCUUGUUUUCAUGACCGUGCCUGCAGAUUCAAUCAUGGGUAUAUUUGUGAAAUAACUCUGUAG
Messenger RNA from Haliotis rubra (blacklip abalone), 755 nucleotides. RefSeq lists its product as uncharacterized. Bases 75 to 755 code for a protein of 226 amino acids. The transcript has 3 exons. The record is from RefSeq and is a predicted model, not a curated record. Lineage: Eukaryota; Metazoa; Mollusca; Gastropoda; Lepetellida; Haliotidae.